Messenger RNA from Abrus precatorius (Indian licorice), 2373 nucleotides. RefSeq names its product protein IQ-DOMAIN 14. The coding region runs from base 558 to 2144 and encodes 528 amino acids. The transcript has 7 exons. Lineage: Eukaryota; Viridiplantae; Streptophyta; Magnoliopsida; Fabales; Fabaceae. Gene Ontology annotation, molecular function: protein binding. The record is from RefSeq and is a predicted model, not a curated record.
AAACUCAACCGUUUAUAAUAAGUGGCAUGUAAUUCUUUGUAGGUGUCCACAUAGUCUUCCCAUUGAAGUAAAGUUGGUUGAAGUUGUCCACAUUGAGUGAGAAAGUGGCCAACUAGCCCCCUCUUUCUCUUUCUCUCAUCAUCAUCAUCAUGGAACCAAAAGAAAGUAAAAUUAUAAAUCCAACAAAACAAAGAAAAUUAUAAAUCCCACAAAAGGUGAAAGGUGGCUAAGGAAAAGUAACUUCACACAAGCUAAGGGAAUUGGAUUCUAUGCUCUAGAGAUAGAUAGAUAGAUAGAUAGAAGAGAGAGAAAGAGAGAGAGAUUAGUACUAUUUGAGAGAGCCAACCAAGGUAGAAGAAUCAUGUGGUGCUGGAAAGGAAAGGGAGGCUAGAAAAAGAGCUAGAGAGAGGGUUUCCUCUACUUUGUUCUGUGCCUGUGUCUGUUACAGCACUUUUAGGAGUUCUAUCAAGCUCAGCCAACCAACAAGCCUGAAAAUAAAAUAGAGAUGCUGCCUCCUUGCUGGCGAUCGUUCUGGAAGAGAAGGUAAUGCUGCUGACAUGGGAAAGAAGGGGAGUUGGUUUUCUGCAAUCAAGAGGGUAUUCACACACUACUCCAAGGGGAAGGAUUCGGAUAAUAAAGGCACAAAAGAGAAAAAGAAAGGUCUAGGAAAACUAAAGCAUGGAGAGACCAAUUCUUUCAUCCCUCUCUUCAGAGAGCCAAGUAGCAUUGAGAAAAUCUUUGGGGACUUUGAAAGGGAGCAACAGCUAUUGGCGAUAAGGCCUCCCACUCCUCCUGAGAGACCCAAAACGCCACCUUAUGCCCCUCCAAGAGCUGCUUCUCCUAGAGCUCCUUCUCCAAGGGGUCCUUCUCCAAGGCCUCCAUCUCCAAGGGUUGCUUCUCCCAGGGCUUCUUCUCCAAGAGUUACCUCUCCCAAAGCUGCACCCUCCCGGAUUGUUCAUCACCACAAGGAGGUUGGCUACAGACCAGAACCAACUUUAAGGAACCAGCAUGCCUCAGCUACUAAGAUCCAGGCUGCUUACAGAGGUUAUAUGGCCAGGAGGAGUUUUAGAGCUCUAAAGGGGUUGGUUAGACUUCAAGGAGUUGUAAGAGGACAGAAUGUGAAGAGGCAGACAGUAAAUGCCAUGAAACACAUGCAACUGUUGGUGCGAGUUCAAUCCCAGAUUCAGUCUCGAAGGAUCCAGAUGUUGGAAAAUCAGGCACGAUAUCAAGCUGAGUUCAAGAAUGAUAAGGAAGCAGCCAGUACCUUGGGCAAACUUGCUUUAGGCCAUGGUUCUGAAGCAGGUCAUGAAGAGUGGGAUGAUAGCUUAUUGACAAAAGAGGAAAUAGAGGCAAGGCUGCAGAGGAAGGUGGAAGCAAUCAUCAAAAGAGAAAGAGCAAUGGCAUUUGCAUAUUCACAUCAGUUAUGGAAAGCCACUCCGAAAUCAACUCACCCCCCAGUGACAGAUAUGCGAUCAGGUGGAUUCCCCUGGUGGUGGAACUGGUUGGAAAAACAACUUCCUGCAGCAAAUCCACAAGAAAAACAAGUCUUGAAGAGUUUUCAACUCACACCUCCAAGACCAUACUCAGAACAGAAAACUAGUCCAAGACCUGGCUCCAGCACUCAAAGGCAACAGUCUCAUUUUGCCUUUGAUAACAUGGACACACCCACCCCAAAAUCCACAAAAUCAACCAUACUUACAUCUUCAAGACCUGCAAGAACUCCUCCAUAUAGAACUCCGCAAGCAAACAGCUCAGGCUCAAAAUAUCAAAGACCAAGGAGUGUGGUAGCUAAUUCACCUUUUGACGUGCCACUGAAGGAUGAUGACAGCCUCACAAGUUGCCCUCCAUUUUCAGUGCCAAACUACAUGGCUCCAACCCUUUCUGCCAAAGCCAAAGUGCGUGCUAGUAGUAAUCCUAGAGAAAGGUUUGGUGGCACCCCAACAAGUACUGAUUCAAAGAGGAGACUCUCAUUCCCUUUGGCACAAGGAAUUGGAUCUUUCAAAUGGAGUAAAGGGUUCUCAAGCAAGGAUCAAGGAAUACCAGAUAAAUUUCAGUCACUUGAAUCUAUAGGGAACGUGAGUGUGGAUUCAACAGUGUCUUUGCCGGCAAGGGUGGGAAGAAAGCCUUUUACAAGAUUUGUGUGAUUUUUUUUGUUUUAUUCUUUUCUUAACCAUUUUAUUUUGUCCAUGUUGGUGGUGUUAUCAGUUACAUUAUUAUGAUUAUGAUUUGAGUGUAUUGGUGAUAGUUUGACGACAGGUAUACCCGUUGUAAACUAAUAAUAAAAACAUAAUAGGAAAUGAUGGUUUGGUAACUUUGGUUGGUUGGAGUUUUCUUUUCUUCGUUCGAUGACAUUAUAACAUUCAAUUUAUUUGU